Molecule: messenger RNA, 987 nt
Organism: Emericellopsis cladophorae
Lineage: Eukaryota; Fungi; Ascomycota; Sordariomycetes; Hypocreales; Bionectriaceae
Exons: 2
Coding region: 1-987 (328 amino acids)
Source: RefSeq, a predicted model, not a curated record
AUGUUGACAUCAGUCGGACGGGCUGCCGCCCGUCGCGUAGUCGCCGGUAACCGACUCGCGCUCACCACGAAUGGUGUUGCCAUUCCACGCGCCACCUUUGUCGCUCGCGCUAUUCCUAUCCGCAGCUUCAGCGUCUCACAGAGGACUCGCCAAGCGACCGCGACAGAUUCGCCCGCGAAGCCCAAGAAGGCCACCAAGGCCAAAAAGUCUACCAAGCCCAAGGCCGCCAAGGCAAAGACUAGCAAGGCCAAGAAGCCUGCGGUCAAGAAGCCCAAGAAGGUACCCACGCCGGAGGAGGCUGAGAAGAAGAAGAUCAAGGAAUUGAAGGCCAGGGCUUUGCUGAAGGAAGAGCCAAGGCCUGGGCCGCACGCGGGACAGACGGAGUGGACCAUCUUUGUUGGCGAGAACACGCCCACGCCCCUGCAGAAGCCGCUGGCCGAGCACGUCAGAGAGCUGUCGGCUAGGUUCAAGGACAUCUCCUCCUCGGAGAAGCAGCGUCUGGCUUCUCAGGCCGAGGCGAACCGUCAAGCAUACCAGAACAAACGUCAGUCCUGGCUGGCCAGCCUCGAUGUAGCCGAUGUCUACAGCGCCAACCUGGCGCGCAGCCGCCUACGGAGGGCGCUCCCCAAGAAGCAGUUUUCAAAGCUGGAAGAUGACCGUCUCCCCAAGAAGCCUGUGGAGGGCAUGAACCUGUACGUCCAGGAGCGCAUGAAGGGCCAGUCGGGCAGCUCCGUAAUCUUCAGCGAGGUGGUCCAGGAGUGGAAGAACAUGGACGCAGCACAGCAGCGAUCGUACAAGGUUGCCAGCGAGCCCGCGCUCGUGGCUUGGCGCCAGGCAGUCGAGCAAUUGUCGAACGCAGUUGCCGAGAAGAAGAGGGCCAAGAAGGACGCUGCCAAGGCAGAGGCCGCGGCUGCUAAGGCGGCGCAGAUCCAGGCAAGAGAGGAGAGGAAGGCUGCUAAGGCGGCGCAAAAGGCCGCAUCUGCUUAA